This is a messenger RNA of Paracoccidioides brasiliensis Pb18, 603 nucleotides long. Its product is annotated as N-acetylglucosaminyldiphosphodolichol N-acetylglucosaminyltransferase catalytic subunit ALG13. Gene Ontology annotation, cellular component: extrinsic component of endoplasmic reticulum membrane; UDP-N-acetylglucosamine transferase complex. Gene Ontology annotation, biological process: dolichol-linked oligosaccharide biosynthetic process. The record is from RefSeq and is a predicted model, not a curated record. Bases 1 to 603 code for a protein of 200 amino acids. Gene Ontology annotation, molecular function: hexosyltransferase activity. The transcript has 3 exons.
AUGGACUCUUCAAAACCGGCAAAAUUAUGUUUUGUGACGGUUGGGGCUACGGCCCCAUUCAAUGCUCUUGUUUCAGAGGUUCUCGGAGAGCCCUUCCUAAAAGCCCUCAAGGAAAACGACUACACUGAUCUUUUGAUUCAGUAUGGCCAACUUCGAGAAGCGGUCAUACAGGAAUUUAAACUUCAGAGCGAGGCUACGACUAAAGAAAAAUAUGGAUUGAAUGUCACUGGGUUUGACUUCAACUUAGCGGGUCUUAAGAAUGAAAUGCUAGCUGUUAAGGCAGAUGCCAAAGCAAAUAAAGUGGAAGGGCUAGUCAUCAGCCAUGCGGGCUCGGGCACAAUUCUCGAAGUUCUUCGAUUGGGUAUACCCCUUAUGGUUGUCCCGAAUCCUCAACUACUUCAUAAUCACCAAGAUGAACUAGCAAAACAGUUAGCGGCCAGUGGAUACGUGAUACACGGUAAACUUGGAAACCUAGCACAGGUCUUAGGAGAAGCUGAAGGUUUCCGUUCCCGCAUGCACGCAUGGCCUCCAAGCGUCAAUAAAGGGCAUGCCGGCAAAGGCCUCACCGGGGUGAUGGAAGACGAGCUAGGUUUUGUUGAUUAA